This is a messenger RNA of Dovyalis caffra, 870 nucleotides long. The record is from the annotation of a GenBank genome assembly. Lineage: Eukaryota; Viridiplantae; Streptophyta; Magnoliopsida; Malpighiales; Salicaceae.
AUGGCAGAGCCUGAAACACUGAAAAACUCGCCUACUGUCACCACCAACAAGGUGCAAGGAACAAAAGGUCCUGCAGUUAGAAGAUUUGUUGGAGUCAGGCAAAGGCCAUCAGGAAGAUGGGUAGCUGAAAUAAAGGAUUCAUCUCAACGUGUAAGGUUAUGGUUAGGAACAUAUGAUACACCUGAAGAGGCAGCUAGAGCCUAUGAUGAAGCUGCUCGUGCCCUACGUGGAGAAAAUGCAAGAACCAACUUUGCAUCUGUUAAUCCUAGCGUAAACCGAUCCGGAUCAUCCUCUAAUUCUAAUGGUGGGUUCAAUAUGUCUGAAUCGGAUGGGAGGCACGGCCUUAGCUUCUCUUCAUUAAAGGCUAAAUUGAGCAAGAAUUUGCAAAGUAUCAUGGCGAGGACAACAGAGAAUAAGUCAACCAAAAAUAGAGUGAGCGACCACUUUACUUUUGCUAAUAUAUUCCACUUUAGGAGCCAGCAAUACCAAAACCCUGUGGAUAUGAAGAACAUUGAGAAAGUUGUGCAGCCAAGCAUCAUUGUGCCCCCUGUGUCAGAUCACGAGCCUUCUUACUCUUGGGAAACAUCUAGUAUUUCAGACUGUAGCAAUGAAUGGAUUGGGUUCAGGCAACAUGGGCUUGAUUCAGAUGGAUCUGAUAUUGGAGAAGUCAAUACUGUUAAUGCCGAUCAAAUGAUGGGUUGGGUCGAUAGCCCAGAUAUCAGUAAUUGUUGCGGAGAUCAUUGUUCUAGGAGUAAGAGGUUCAAGGUUUCUUCUUCUGUUGUGGUUCCUCCAAGCUUUAGUGGGUCUCCAUCCUUUUGUGCUUCUAGUUCUCCUUCCUUUUGCGGCUCUCCAUUUCAUGAUGAGAACUAA